GUUUUUCAUGUCCCUCUCCAGAAAAGUCGAAAAUAGUCAAGAUACUUAUUGGGAAAGUUCUUUGAACAGGAUUCCUUUUGCUACUCAUAUAUGGUCAGAGUGUCACAGAAAUGGGUUGGAAAGCAAAUGUUUAGACUCCACAAAAGUGGAUAGUUUAUGGGAAAGGAACUCAACUGUUUGUUCUUAUAGUUGUGAGAAUGGAAACAAAACGAAUAGAAAUAACAAAACUCAAAGGAAAAGGGCUCCUUGGAGACCUAAUUGGCCUAUUACUAGUGUUGUGUUGAAUAACUAUGAAACACCAAGCCUUCCUGUAGUCCAUUUUUUUAUUGAGGAUAAUGACACAAAAAGCAAAGUAAUGGAAAGAAAUAAUACAACUAGUCAAUGGCACUCGGAGGAACCUUUUUGUGGAUCCUAUCCAAGUGGUUUGUUAGGAGAUAUUGCUUUAGAGAGACAGGACUGGAAAUGGGAUGAUAAUAACCAACAAGACCAUGAGUUGCCAACUGGAUUGAAUUUGCGUCAAAUUUCUCGCUUUUUAGAAGUAUCCAUGGAUAGACUUACUGUUCGUUAUGUAGGUUCUGCUUGUUAUGAACACGAAGUGGGAACAAUACAAGCCGAUAAACCUAUACCUACUGGAACAGUGGAUAUUUUCUAUUUCGAAGUUGAAAUUCUUUCUUGUGACUCUGAAAAUGUUUCUAUUGCAGUUGGUUUAUCUAGGAGGGUUCAAGACUUUUGCAAAUCUAUUGGUGAAGAACCUGGUUCUUUUGCUUAUCGAGGAAAAGAUGGAAAGAUAAAAACCCAUGGCUCGGUAGCUAUGAACUAUGCCACACCUUAUCAACAAGGAGAUGUAAUUGGUUGUGGUUAUCUUUUUGAAACACGACAAAUAUUUUUUACAAAGAAUGGAGUAAUGUUAGGAAUGGCCUUUUCUCAAGUGGAGAGUCAUUUAUAUGCUUCCGUAUCUUUACACAGACCCAAUGAAAAAGUUUCCUUUCGUUUUGGUAGUCUUGAUGAUGUCAAGUCUACUUUUGUGUUUUCUAACGUUUCUUGGAGAAAUGAAUGGAAAGAAUCGAAAAGGAAACAAAUACAAGACAUAGAAUUAUCACCUUGUAUCUCUCUCAAAUAUGUUGCAGAAUAUUUGUUGCGUUGUGGAUAUCAACAAACUUUUUUAGCAUUCAAGUCAAAUACGGAUGGAAUUCUUUCUUACAAUGCAUUGGAGGACUCUGUAGAGUUACGUGGUAAAGUGCGUGAAUAUAUUAUGCAAGGUCAAAUAGAACAAGCUGUUUCUUUUGUUGAAGAACACAAACCAAGUUUGUUACAAGUCGGAAGUUGGAGUUGUUUUGCAUUGACUUGCCAAAGAUGGAUCGAAUGGUUGAGAGACUCAAACAAGUCUUCUUGUUUAUCAGAAAUGGUACAAGUUUCUAUUUCGUAUUUAUCACCUCUUAUUCCUUGGAUGAAUGAAGAACAAGAAAGAUUCUUUUAUCCACUUGUUUAGUAUUUGGCAACGUUCUGCAGUCGCUGAUAUUGUGAAUGAUGCUUGG
Messenger RNA from Galdieria sulphuraria, 1535 nucleotides. RefSeq names its product SPla/RYanodine receptor (SPRY) domain-containing protein. Gene Ontology annotation, molecular function: protein binding. The transcript is spliced from 2 exons. Gene Ontology annotation, cellular component: cytoplasm. Lineage: Eukaryota; Rhodophyta; Bangiophyceae; Galdieriales; Galdieriaceae. The record is from RefSeq and is a predicted model, not a curated record. Gene Ontology annotation, biological process: cytoskeleton organization; cell surface receptor signaling pathway. Bases 8 to 1489 code for a protein of 493 amino acids.